UAGGGCCGUGCAAGGGAUGUUGUCAUCUGUCAAAUUUGGCCUUCAAUGCGCUGGGAAUCCUAUUGCAAUUUGUAUAGAAUUUUGCAAUGUUCAAAUGAAGUUCUAGCCAAGAUCGAUGGUGUGACAUAAAGGUGCUUGCGUUCAUGUGUUAAAAUGACAUCGAGGAGCAAAAAUGCGGUGCGAAUUUACGAAACAGAAAUUGACAAGAGCAGAGAGGAGGCGAAUUGGAAGAAGGUAGUGGACCUGGCUCAACAGCUAAAGGCCAGGUCACCACAGCAUGAAAGCCUCGCUCACUUCCUCAUCGGUGAAGGAAAGCUGGAAGCGUUUCUUGACGAAUGGCCACCGACGAAGGAGAACAUCGAGAGGGCCCAGCGGGAGCUGUCCGAAGCGCGUGGAUACCUCACCCUGGCCACAGAUGACGCUGGGAAGCGGGCAGGAGUAGCGCUGGACGCUCACUUGCUCUUGGGCAAGUUGAACUAUGCCUGUGGAGCGUACGAUGUUGCAUUGAAACACUACCAGUUGGCCGAACUGAAUACCUUGACUGAAAAAGAAUUACCAGUCCGGAGCGUGCGCAUCGUGGCCGAGUCGUACGCGAUCAAGGGGCUGUGCCUCGAGCAAAACGCCCUGCCCGGCUCCACCAGCCGCUACAAGCAGGCGGAGAAGGAGUCUGAAAUGAUCCGCAGCUUCGAGUUGGCGUCAGACCUGACGCUGCUAUAUCUUCAGCGCGCACAGGCGGCGGGCGCGCGCGCCGGGCCCACGCUUGAAACGGCGCUCCAACGAGUGCCUAUACUACACAUACGGGCCGGCCGGUUACAGAACGCCAUCGACAGGUACCGCUCGAUGCUGACGGCGGUGGAGUCGACGUCGACGCAGGCGCUGCGCCUCACGCUCACGCGCCAGCUGGCCGAGGUGCUCAUGCGCGGCGUCACCGGCCAGGUAUACAAAGCGCCAGAGAAGCUAACAGUGAUGCCACAGCAAGGAACGCUGACGAGGCGGCGGGAAGACCACGUCUCGGAAGGCCCAUGGAAACCAAAGAAGUAUGCUGGGAUCAACCAGUUCGUGCCGCGCAACGAGUACGAGGAGGUUGUUUUGCUGCUGCUGGUGGGCGAGGCGAUGGCGGUGCGCGACGCCGNUUACCGGGUGCCGCAGCGGCCGCUGCUCCGACUGACAAGUACCUUGAUAGGGAAAUAA
Molecule: messenger RNA, 1191 nt
Organism: Ostrinia furnacalis (Asian corn borer)
Lineage: Eukaryota; Metazoa; Arthropoda; Insecta; Lepidoptera; Crambidae
Product: tetratricopeptide repeat protein 7B-like
Exons: 7
Coding region: 154-1191 (345 amino acids)
Biological process (GO): protein localization to plasma membrane; phosphatidylinositol phosphate biosynthetic process
Cellular component (GO): plasma membrane
Molecular function (GO): protein binding
Source: RefSeq, a predicted model, not a curated record